AUCCUAGAUGUAAAUGAAUGGGAAAGCAUAUGAUUGCUCAAAUCUUACGAAGCAACGAAUCAAGGAUGGGACUAGAACGGAACAAUUAGGAGUUGUCUAUCUAGUCUCAGAUCAAAACGCAAUAAUAAGAAAGUACUUAUUUCAGACUCCCCCUUCCCACCUCAAAUUUUGCUUUGAAUAUGCUUCUCGAAAGGCUACGCCCAGCAAUUUAUUCUUCCAAUUUUCCGAAACUUUCAAGCUAUCAAUAUCUUUACUCAUUCCGCCAGCAACGAUUUCCAAAAUACUCCAGUAUGAGUAGUGUCAACCGUACGAACGGGAGUCCAGCCCGCAAGCUUAUUCUCGUUGUAAGCAUAAGCAGGCAUCUACAUGGUGUGCCCAUCGAGAAAGGCAUCGAAUCAGAGUGGGCAAAGGAAAAGGCUCGCGACAUCAAAGAUUCCUUCGAGAACGUCGGCUUCAAUUUAGAUCCUAAAGAUGUCCCAACCGCCCUCAGGGAUCUGAAGCACGAAUUGGAAGGAAGACCAUGGGAUGGUAUAAUCAUUGGAUGGUGUAUAAGGGGGAACAACGACUUCACCAUCCUUUUCGAGAAAGUCGUCGGGGCUUGCUGUGAAGUGAUCAAGUCAGCACCAGAGACGAAACUGAUGUUCUCUUCUGGGCCGCAAAACAUAGUAGAGACUGUCGCGAGGAACUUUGCUGUGGACGGCACUGCUUGAAUUGAGAUCACAAGGAUAAAAGGAAGAGACAAUGUUAGCUGCUUGAUACUAUUCCUUCAGGUGGUCUGAUGAUUCAUCCUCCUCAGCAGUGCCAGAGACCACCAGUCUCUACAAAAGAAUUCUUUGCCGGGUUCGGAUUGGCAUGUUGCCUUCUAACUCUUUAAGUGCUUCCUCCAAAUGUAUACAACUUGUAUGUACAGAAUACUUGCAUGUUAAGCUCACUGAAGCGUGUCACAAU
Mollisia scopiformis is the source of this 948-nucleotide messenger RNA. RefSeq lists its product as uncharacterized. Bases 180 to 710 code for a protein of 176 amino acids. The transcript is spliced from 2 exons. The record is from RefSeq and is a predicted model, not a curated record. NCBI's taxonomy places the organism in Eukaryota, Fungi, Ascomycota, Leotiomycetes, Helotiales, Mollisiaceae.